AUGCAUGGUUCUCACAGGAUUAAUUUACUUCAAUUAUGUCAACAUGAAAAUAUUAUUCGAUUUUAUGGUUCUGUAGAAUCUGCUACAAAUCAUCAAAUAUAUCUUGAAUAUGUUGCUGGUGGUUCACUAUUGAACAAAAUUGGAUGUGAUGGUAGUCUUCGAGAAGGUGUUGCACAACAUUAUUUCAAACAACUUAUUACUGAAAUGGCUUAUAUCCAUAGUCUUGGUGUUGUACAUAGAGAUCUUAAACCACAGAAUAUUCUUAUCGGACAUAGUAAUCUGAUCAAAAUAAUCGAUUUUGGAUUGGCGAGUUUGUUUCGAAAUGAAACAACUCAUGACGAAAAAUUAUUGACGACCUAUUAUGGCACAAGAUCUUAUAUGUCACCGCAGGUUUACUCUCGAUUACCCUAUCGGGGUGAACCUGCUGAUAUAUGGUCUUCUGCCAUUAUUCUAAUAUUUAUGUUGGUCGGAAAUUUACCGUGGACCGAAGCAUCUCAUAAAGAUCGUAAUUGUCAACUAUGGUUCCAUGGUCGAUAUAACAAUCAUUCAUGGAAAAAUAUACAAAAUACUAUAUUUGAUCUUCUUCGUCAGCUGUUAAUCUAUGAUCCUGAACAACGUGCAACAAUAAACAAAAAAAGAUAUGAUCUAUAUUUAGAUGAACGUAUUAAAGAAGUUUUUAUAGAAUUUUCGAAUUCAAAUUCACCAUCGUCAUAUUAA
Molecule: messenger RNA, 717 nt
Organism: Rotaria sp. Silwood1
Lineage: Eukaryota; Metazoa; Rotifera; Eurotatoria; Philodinida; Philodinidae
Source: the annotation of a GenBank genome assembly